CAGUUUGCUCUGCUCCUUUGUUGUGUGAGAUAGAAGCCCUACUGCCACUCGCCGCCGUUGCCAAUGGCCGCGAUCAGCCUUCGGAGAGUGGCUUCACCACCGUCGCUCAGAGCCCUUGGAUUCCUCUCCAACCGAGCGUUCGGAUCGGCGGCUUUGGCGGUUCAGUAUGACUAUGACGACGAUGAAGAUGAGUACGAGCUGUGCGGGUCCAGAGCCAUGGCCGACUCCGCGGGUUGGGCGACGGAGCGUGGAGUUCAGUGGGUAAUGAUCGGGGAGCCGGGCGUUAAACGGCACGUUUUUGCCGAGAGGCUCUCCAAGUUGCUUGAAGUUCCCCACAUUUCUAUGGGCAGUCUUCUUCGUCAGGAGCUGACGCCACGCUCUGCUCUCUACCAGCAGAUAGCUAAUGCUCUGAACGAACGAAAGCUUGUUCCCGAGGAAAUAAUUUUCGGAUUGCUGUCGAGAAGGCUCGAAGAAGGAUAUUCUAGAGGCGAAAAUGGCUUCAUUCUGGAUGGAAUUCCCCGUACAAGGAUUCAGGCUGAGAUUCUUGAUCAAAUUGUUCAUGUUGAUUUGGUUGUGAAUUUCAAAUGCUUGGAAGAAAACUCCGCGAAGAAAAACCUGGAAAGUGGAAAAUUUACACCCCGUCAGGAGUAUAUACAAAUGAGCUGCUGCGGUACUCCAUCUGAGCAGUUGCAGGAUGAACAAUUAAAAUCCCGUUGGGGAAGUUCUCGUGAAGAAAAUUUCCGCCACCUUGGAGAACAGAGCAAGCCGUUGGAAGAUUACUACUGUAAGCAGGAGAAGCUUAUUAAUUUUGAAGUGGCCGGUGGACCUGGAGAAACCUGGCAGGGGCUUCUGGCUGCAUUACAUCUUCAGCACAUUAAUGCUAAUAGUUCUACACAGAAGUUGACUGCCUAAUGGGCCAUCACUCUUCCACCCAUCGUUCACAUUCCUUCGCGGCGUUCUAGUACUUGUGAAUAUGAGAGCCAGAGUUAAUCGGAAAUUUUUUAAUAAUUUCCGCAAGUUUUGUUUCGUAUCUUUAUUCGUUUUUUUUUUAAUUUUGGAAAACACCGAGACUAUACCCUUGGUAUGUUGCCUAAAGUAAAGAAAGGCACAGAAUACGGCCCUGUAUGACCACUAUAUUUUACAAGUGAGCAUGUUAUCUUCUUU
Messenger RNA from Neltuma alba, 1164 nucleotides. Its product is annotated as probable adenylate kinase 7, mitochondrial. NCBI's taxonomy places the organism in Eukaryota, Viridiplantae, Streptophyta, Magnoliopsida, Fabales, Fabaceae. Gene Ontology annotation, molecular function: ATP binding; nucleobase-containing compound kinase activity. Gene Ontology annotation, biological process: nucleobase-containing compound metabolic process. The record is from RefSeq and is a predicted model, not a curated record. The transcript is spliced from 4 exons. Bases 64 to 912 code for a protein of 282 amino acids.